This is a messenger RNA of Fonsecaea multimorphosa CBS 102226, 591 nucleotides long. RefSeq lists its product as uncharacterized. The transcript is spliced from 2 exons. NCBI's taxonomy places the organism in Eukaryota, Fungi, Ascomycota, Eurotiomycetes, Chaetothyriales, Herpotrichiellaceae. The record is from RefSeq and is a predicted model, not a curated record. Bases 1 to 591 code for a protein of 196 amino acids.
AUGGAGACUGCCGAGCUGGGCCUGAACAUCUUCCAGGUCAUCCAAAACGAACUUAUUCAGCGUGAAGGCAACCGCUCCACACUAGGCCUCGGGUCCCGUCUUUCAAUCCUUGAAGACAGGCUCAAGAACCAAGAAGCAAGAAACAAAAAUGGUCUGAUCUGGAGACCCUAUCAUGCCAUUGCCCCCAUCUCUGCGCCCACCCCGGAGGCGAGAGCCACUGUAGAGGCACAAAGGAAACGUCUGCUGGAAAGAAAAGGUGCAAACCCAACAAAAGACAACAAGAACCCGACGAUGCAUGUCCGAGAUGAUGAGUUUUGGUUGGUCCAUCGCCACUUUCCGCGGACCGUGGUCGAGUUUAAGGAACUUCAAUUUCACCCUGACUGGGUACGAAGUUUGCUCGAGUUCUAUUCCAUCAAGGUCUACCGGCCAGAUAUGAGACCGGUCGUCAUCGAACCGGCUGACUGCCUUAUCGACGUUCAACAAAACCUCGAGACGUGUCUCGAGGAGCUGGCCACCACUUGGGGACUCAAUUGGUCCCGAAUAGGGGGACUGACUCUGCCGGGUCAAGCCCCUCCUUUUUCAAACCCCUGA